AUGGCCUUCGAUGAAUCUUCAGCUCUGGCCCGGAUGUUCAUCGUCAAGAAUAUCAAUAUCUCGCCCUCUCCUACUGUACCGCCAGAUCAGGAUGCCACUACCGAAUCAGAAAGACUCAAUCUAUCCUUCAUGGACCUACCACGAGAACUCCGAGAUAUCGUAUACGAGCUCUACCUACCGGAUACAGAAUCUACAUACGACGCAAAGACACACAAGUUUACCAUCAUCAACCAGGACGCUAACGACACGUCCCUUGGCUUCACUUGUCAUACCAUCUUAGAGGAGUUACUUUGUCGCGCAUUCGAAGUCAAUCUCACUUUCCAUGCUGCUUUCGUGCACACGCCACGCGAGAGUGACGACCAAUGGGUCGAUGACAUUGGCCACAUCUUACUUUACAAGGAGGAUGUCGUCGAUGAAAUGGCCCGUAGAUUUCUAACGGAGGCCGGAGAGGAAGAGAUAGCUACAUGCUAUCCACAGUUUCAGCCCAUACUCUCUGCCUGGCGCUCGAACCGCGAUGAGACAUGGUUCUCCAAGGGCUAUGACUGGGGAGAGGCUCCAUCCAUAUAUCGCGACUUCAUCCAGCACACGUUGACUGUGCUGGCAAAGCAUCCCGAGUUCGCGAACGACGACAUCGAAUGGAUGGACAUCUUGCGGCUACCAUCAGGCGCCCAACUACCAGCUCGCAAUCUGUUAGAUCUCACCAACCUACAGUCAAGACUUUGGGCAAUUCCCACCAACACAGACUUCACACAAACCGCGUCUGUACCUGGCGUGCCGACUGAAGAUACCGCUAUUCGCUUGAAGACCGCUCGAUAUCCGUUCUCAGCUGCAGCCAUCGCACUACAAUUCCUCAAUUUCACACCCCAAGGGCUGCGAAAGAAGAUCAAACGCCUUCGUCUGAUCGAGCAACAAGAAUCCAUCGCAAAUCCUGAGUGCCACAUGCGAGGCUUUAUACCUUUCUGCAUCGACAUGCCGAAGCUACGCAUCGAACGACGUGUCAGCAUCUGGAAAACUGAUUCUGCUUUCCAUCACCCAUAUCCUUGGCGUGAUGAGGGACGGAUUAUCCUCGUGCCCCUCCAUGGCCAGAUUGGUGGCGUCCUGUUGUAA
Alternaria viburni is the source of this 1107-nucleotide messenger RNA. RefSeq lists its product as uncharacterized. The record is from RefSeq and is a predicted model, not a curated record. Bases 1 to 1107 code for a protein of 368 amino acids. NCBI's taxonomy places the organism in Eukaryota, Fungi, Ascomycota, Dothideomycetes, Pleosporales, Pleosporaceae. The transcript is spliced from 2 exons.